CAUUUUAUAGUCAUUUUACACAGUCUCUCAUAUUAAAAAACACUUUUAAUAAAUUUCAACCAGACAUUCAACUGCAUUUUUUGAAAAAUACUUCUCUAAAAGCUCAAGGUAGAAGCGGCUUCCCAGCAUGGCCAAACAGAGCCAAAAGGUAUUGUUGAACUAGAAAUAAGUUGGUAAGCUUUGACAUUCUACUAUCCAUUAAUUACAUAAAUGUAUACAUUUUUUUUUAUAUUAUUACUACGUUGACAACGUUGUAUUUAAACGAACAUAGUCGAACAAAGUAUUUAGACGAACAUAAUCGAACAAAGUACCUUUCAUUUAAGAAAAUACGUCCAAAUCUAAACUUAAACCGAACUAAGUCUAACAAACUACUAAGUACUCUUUCAAUCAGUUUAUGCUCCUAAAAUUUCCUUACUCUAUUCCAAUUUGGCAUUGAUCUACUAUUGCACACUCUAUCCAUAUAACUACAUAAAAACAAAUGUAUAUGUCAUGGUAAUAUAGUAAUUUGGUAAAAUGGUUAGCAUAAUUACUAAUUACUCCAAAUCAAACGGAAUCCAGCCUAUCCAAUUUUGAGCAAAUAAAAAAACCGAAUAUCCCAAGUUAUAUUAAUCAAAAUCAUCUAUGUUUUUUUUUUAUUACCCAUCAACCUUAGCUCUACGUGUAACUUUGUGACAGCGGGUCCUACUAAACUUGGGGGACACUUGCAGCUUUGUACCUACAGGAACACCAACGGACCUCACUUGGAUUCGAAACUGAGAUCUGCAACUCCCAAAUUUUCAUUGUUGCACAACUUUACCGUUAGACUAUCUUAUUUUUGGUUCAUGUUAUUCAAUUUAUUUAAAAUAUAAAGUGAAUGUAAACAAAAUAAAAUACUAAAGAAAAGGGGAGCAGAAUUUGGUCAAGCAGUGCCUGCUACCGAAAGACGAAACAAACGACCGUCCAAAAUUCAUCACAGAACUUAACGCGGGCAGACGGAAUCCAAUACUCCCGUCCAGUCAGCGACGUUUCGUUUCGAUAGGUCGGUCAAACCUUUUCCUUUUGUAAGAAGAAACAUUUUCUAUAUAAACCAACGGCCACUACUCCCCUCCGCUCCCCUCUUUCCUCUCUCGAAUCUUCUCUCAUCUAAUUGCUACGGCGUCGUCCUGGUCGGAGAAAGAUCAGUUAAGAGAGGAAGAUAAAAAAAUCCGUUAGAGAAAACUCCGGCGAGAAGGUCGGAAUCCCCCGGUCGCCGCCGACGUUUUCGGAUUUCACCCAAUCCCCGGCAACAAAUCGGGGGGCUUUUACCGAUUCAUCCUCCUCCGCUUUUUUAAGCUCUUCUUCUUUCCCAUUUCGCCCUUGGUUCUUCCCCGUCGGUAAGAAUCCACAGUCCGUUUUGCUCCCCAAUUUUCCCCCGUCAAUUCCAAUUUUUCCCUGACAAGGCUGCCUUACUUAUAGAAAAAAGGAAGAAAAAAAAAAAAAAACCCAACAAAAACCACUUCGUAAUUCAUCAAAUCAAAUUUCCUCUGUAAAUGAGUCAAGGGUGACGGACCCAGAAGCUUGAAACCUUUCAAUCGUGAAGUUUCAGCUUCUGGGUUUGGUCGUUUUCUUCAAUCGCCGGAGAACCCAAUUCCCGAUUUCUUAUUUUUCUCAGAAAUUAUAGAAUGCUCCAGAUCUUCCUUUAAUUUUAACCCUUUUCUUUUUCUGUUCAUCACGGUAAAGAUUGUGAAUAGUUAGCCAAAUAAUUUUUUGGGGGAGAAAAAAAUUAUGUCCGUCGUCGACGUGGCAUUGAGCUCCGGCAGAGAAGGAGCGGCGGUGAGAUUCCCCGGGUUCGGCGGCUACUUCUCGUCGGAGGACUCAUCGAUCCUGAUCUACCUGAGCGUCGCCGGUUCGUUCAUUCCGAUGCGGGUCCUGGAAUCCGACUCCAUCGCCUCGGUCAAGCUCCGGAUCCAAAACUCCAAGGGUUUCGUCGUGAAAAAGCAGAAACUGGUGUUCGGAGGCAGAGAGCUCUCCCGGAGCUCCGAUCUGGUCAAAGACUACGGAAUCACCGGCGGCAACGUCCUCCACUUGGUCCUCAAGCUCUCCGACCUCCUCCUCAUCACCGUCCGCACCACGUGCGGCCGGGAAUUCGAGUUCCGCGUCGAUCGGUACCGAAACGUCGGAUACCUAAAACACCGCAUCUUCCAAGAGGGCAAGGGCUUCGUCGACGUCGACGAGCAGGAAAUCUUCUACAACGGUCAAAAGCUCGACGACCAGCGCCUCAUCGACGAGAUCCGCGACAAAGACGCCGCCGCAGCAGCGAUUCACCUCCUCGUACAGAAAACCGCAAAGGUCAGAGCACAGCCGUUGGACAGAGAUUUCGAGAUCUCCGUCGCCGCCGCAACAAACCCUAAUCAAAGUCAGAAUCAAAAUCAAAAUCAGAACCAGACCCAGAAGCAGAAUCAGGGAUCGUCGAUUGAGGUGCUGAGUCGGGAGCAAGCAGGGAGGGAUUUCUGGCUAGAGCCGGUGAUUGUAAACCCUAGCGUGAGAUUAGAUUCGGCGAUUUGGAACAUGGUGAAUUCGACCUUCGUCGGGCUGGAAAUGGGCCACCCGCCGAUCCGUUCGUCCGAAGGAACAGGGGGGACUUACUUCAUGAGGAACCCAUCUGGCCAAGGGUUUGUAUCGGUGUUCAAGCCCAGCGAUGAGGAACCCAACGCCGUGAACAACCCACAGGGCCUGCCGGUGUCGUCCAACGGGGAAGGGUUGAAGAGAGGGACGAAGGUAGGGGAAGGCGCGGUUAGAGAAGUUGCAGCUUACAUAUUGGAUCAUCCGGUGAAUGGUCCGAGGGGUUUGAACAAUGAGGUGAUGGGGUUUGCAGGUGUGCCGCCCACCAUUGUUGUUCAGUGUCUGCACAAAGGGUUUCAUCAUCCUGAAGGGUAUGAGUAUUCAGCCAAGAAUGUGAAGAUUGGGUCGUUGCAGAUGUUUAUGAAGAAUGAAGGGAGUUGUGAGGAUGUUGGUCCUGGUCGGUUCCCUGUGGAGGAAGUGCAUAAGAUUACUGUGUUGGAUGUGAGAAUGGCCAAUGCUGAUAGGCAUGCUGGCAAUAUUUUGAUCGGCAAAGGAGAGGGAGAUAGUGGGGAGAACACUGUGUUGAUUCCCAUUGAUCAUGGCUAUUGCUUGCCUGAGACUUUUGAAGAUUGCACAUUCGAUUGGCUAUACUGGCCACAAGCAAAGCAACCCUACUCUCCAAAGGUAAUCGACUACAUUAACUCACUGGACGCUGAAUUCGACAUCGCCCUGCUGCAAUUCCAUGGCUGGAACAUCCCACCCCAGUGCGCACGAACCCUCCGAAUCUCGACCAUGCUCCUGAAGAAAGGAGUGGAGAAAGGUCUGACCCCUUUCGACAUCGGGAGCAUCAUGUGCCGGGAGACCGUGCACAAGGAAUCGGUGAUUGAGGAGAUCGUUCGCGAAGCUGAGGAUUGCUUGAUACCUGGGAUGAGCGAAGCUGCAUUCCUGGAAACUGUGUCUGAGAUCAUGGACUCCAGGCUUAGCAAGUUUAACAAAUAACAACACUAUGGAUGGUAAUGGUGGUCUUUGAUCGAUCUGUCUAUCUAUCAAUCUAUCUCAUCAGGUAUAUAUGAAUGAAAACUUUUGUUCCUUGUAUGAUUUGGAAGGAAGAGAAACUAUAUAUGAGUUUCAUUCCCCUUGCAGAAGUCCAUUUCGAGUUUGGACAACAUUGAAAGAAAGAAAAAGCGAAAAAAGAAGAAGUUUAUGUAUCAGUACCAGAUAUAUAUGUUAGAUGUGGUGGUUAAAAAUCAAUCCAUAAGAAGAAGCAAUACAAAGAAUUGUUGUCUCUUUGCAGUUUAGGCAGCCAAUUUCAUUGGAAGGGUAAAAUGGUAGCUUUGAGAUGAGGGGUCUUUAGGGAAAAAAUGAUUAUUGCCCCUCCUGGUGAAGGGUAGGCUAUAUUAAGGGUGGAAUGCCACUCAGAUAAAGCUGUAAUCUUUAAAUACCAAUGUUAUGCAAUGAAUAAGAACAAAUUGCAACAAAAAAAAAAGGGUAAUAUUAAGAUUUAAGACGAAUGUAUCAAUGAGAUUUUGAAAUAAAAUCCCAAGGAAGGUGAUGCUCACUAAAUGUGCUUCUAGUAUGUAUGGAUAAUAAUACCCACUAACGUAACUAUCAAAAGAUGAUUACGGUAAUGAUAUUGGAUUCAACUCUCACAAGCUAAUCAUUAUGAGAAAGCUAAUAUAAGCUUCCAUGUAACUAUGUACUUGUAAAUUCAAUGGUGGCCAUCAACAAAUUUGUAAGCACGAAUAAUCUGUUCUCAUGGAUCUGUCGGACAUUCAUGAAGUAGUCUUGGAUGUAUGUGUCAAGAUCCCUCGUAAUAUGAUAAUAUUUUGCUACAAUGGUGGCCAUCAACAGAUUUGUAAGCAUGAAUAAUCUGUACUCAUGUAUCUGUUCACACUCUAUUGGAAAGCAAAAACAAAUGGUUCCUCCGAGUUCUAACCCACAACGAGGCAACUACGGCUACAAUGGUGAAACUCCGGCCCAUAUAUUAUUAAAAAUCAGCUUUGGUCCGUGGUUUCAGAAAUUGACAUCCUGGCCUCAACUAUGCAACAAAUAGACUUAAUUGGCCCGACACAUGGUUUGACCGUCAAUUUGGAUGGUGAACACCUUUGAUAGUCAACACGCCAUGUCAUUACCUCGUUAGCUUAAAAAACAUUAAAAAAAAUUCAAAUUCAAGUUAUUUUUCUAAUUUCUAUUAUUUAUUAUUAAAUUAACCAAAAAAUAAAAUAUUUAAUAUAUAAAAUAAAUGUUAUUUUUUGGGUAAUUUGAAAUGAUAAAAUUUAUAAAUUACCAAAAAAUUAUCAAAUUAUUUAAAAAAAAAAUUCGGUCAAUUUGAAAAUAAUAAAUAGUAAAAAUUAGGAAAAUAAUUUGAAUUUAAUUUUUUUAAUAAUUUUUAGGCUGACGUGGCAAUGAUAUGGCGUUGCCCAUCCAAAUUGAUGGUCAAACCAUGUGUCGGUCCAAUUGAGUCUAUAUGCCGCAUAGUUGAAUCCAUGAUGUUAAUUUCUGAUACCUCGGGCCAAAGUUGAUUACAUGGUCAAAGUUCGGGCCAAAAUAAGGUAUUAACUCAAUUUUUUUUCAAGGGGUCAUUUUCCUUGGAUUUUGAAGGUGACAAAUCACAAAUUCGGCCUAAAGGCUAUUCUUCAAUGAUGAUUUAGUCCAUUAAGCUUUGAUUUGGGCGGAUUUCUUCCAGGUCCAUUUGUGGCGAAUUUGCCGAAAUGCUAUUUUCUUUUGAUUUUGAAGGCUACAGAUCACCAAUUCACCCCGAGGCUAUUCUCUGCCGAUAAUGAAGUCUAUUGAUCCUAUACUCAACCAAAAAUUAAGUCUAUUAAGCACCGAUAUGGGCGAAUUCAUUUUCGGAUGGUAUUUUCGCAAUUUUUGGGCAAAAUUUUUUCGCGGGCCAUUUUCCUUGGAUUUUGAAGGCGACAGAUCACGGAUCGGCCUGAAGCUAUUCUCUGAAGACGACUACGCCAUUAAGCACCGAUUUGGGCGGAUUUCUUCCGGGUCCAUUUUUGGCAGACUCCAAAGGGGUACCAUCACCGAUUUCGAGAGAUUUUCCUGAAAUGCCAUUUUCUUUUGAUUUUGAAGGCUACAGAUCACGGAUUCAGCCCCGAGGAUAUUCUCUACCGAUAAUGAAGUCUAUUGAUCCUAGUCUCCACCGAAUAUUAAGUCCUUUAAGCACCGAUUUGGACGAAUUCAUUUUCGAAUUGCACUUUCAUAAUUUUUGGGCAAUUUUUUUUCUCGAGAGGAGCUUAUUCUUCAAUGAUGAUUUAAUCAAUUAACACUGAUUUGGGCGGAUUUCUUCCGGGUCCAUUUUUGGCAUACUCCAAAGGGGUACGAUUACCGAUUUUGGGAGAUUUUGCCGAAAUGCCGUUUUCAUUCGAUUUUGAAGGCUACAGAUCAUGGAUUCAGCCCGAGGCUAUUCUCUAUCGAUAAUGAAGUCUAUUGAUCCUAUUCUCCACCGAAUAUUAAGUCCAUUAAGCACCGAUUUGAGAGAAUUCAUUUUUGGUGGAAUUUUCGUAAUUUUAUGGGCGUUUAUUUUUGAGAGGCCAUUUUCCUUUAUAUUUUGGAGGCUACAGAUCAUGAAUUCGCCCUGAAGCUAUUCUUCAAAGAUGACUAAGUCCUUUAAGCACUAAUUUGGACGGAUUUCUUCCAGACCCAUUUUUGGCAGAUUCCAAAAGGGUACCAUCAUCGAUUUUAGGUGAUUUCCCCCAAAUGCCAUUUUCUUUCGAUUUUGAAGGCUACAGAUCAUGGAUUCACCGGAGGCUAUUCUCUACGGAUAAUGAAGUCUAUUGACCCUAUUCUCCACCGAAGAUUAAGUCCAUUAAGCACUAAUUUGGGCGAAUUAAUUUUUGGAUGACAUUUUCAUAAUUAUUAGGGCAUCUUUUGUUUCGAGAGACCUUUUUCGUUGGAUUUUGAAGGUCAUAUAUCACGUAUUCGGUCUGAGGCUAUUCUCCAAAGACGAUUAAGUCCAUUAAGCACCGAUUUGGGCAAAUGUUUUCCAGGUUCUUUUUUGGCAGACACCAAAGGGGUACCAUCACCAAUUUCGGAAUAUUUUCCUGAAAUGCCAUUUUCUUUUGAUUUUAAAGACUACAGAUCCUGGAUUCAGAUCGAAGCUAACAGAUUAUGAAUAUUGAUCCUAUUCUCCACCAAAGAUUAAGUCCAUUAAGGAUCGAUUUGGGCAAGUUCAUUUUCGGAUGACAUUUUCAUAAAUUUUUGAGAAUUUUUUUUUCGAGGUGCCAUUUUCUUUGGAUUUUGGAGGCGACAAAUCACGUAUUCGGGCUGAGGCUAUUCUUCAAAGAUGAUUAAGUCCAUUAAGCACCGAUUUGGGCGGAUUUCUUCUGGGUCCAUUUUCACGAAAUGCCAUUUUCUUUUGAUUUUGAAGCCUACAGAUCACAGAUUCAGCCUAAGGCUAUUCUCUACCAAUAAUGAAAUCUAUUGAUCCUAUUCUCCACCAAAGAUUAAGUCCUAUAAGCACCGAUUUGGGCAAAUUCAUAAAAUUUUGGGUGCUUUUUUUUAGUGGCCAUUUUCUUUUGAUUUUAAAACCGACAAACACUGCUUCGGCCCGAGGCUAUUCUUCAAAGAUGAUUAAAUCCAUUAAGCACCAAUUUUGGGGGAUUUCUUCCGGGCCCCUUUUUUGGCAGACUCCAAAUGGGUACCAUCAUCGAUUUUGGGCUAUUCUUCUUCUGAUUUUGAGGCUACAAAUCACGGAGCCCGAUGCUAUUCUCUAUCGAUAAUCUAGUUUAUUGAUCCUACUCUCCACCAAAUAUUAAGUCUUAUAAGCACCAAUUUUGGCAAAUUUAUUUUUGGAUUGCAUUUUCGAAAUUUUUUGGGCGAUUUUUUUAGAGACUAUUUUUCUUGGAUUUUGGAGGCUAUUCUUCAAAGACUAUUUAGUCCAUUAAGGACUGAUUUGGGCAGAUUUCUUCCGGUCCAUUUUUGGCGGACUCCAAAAAGUUACCAUCACUGAUAUCAGGCAAUUUUUUUGAAAUCCCAUUUUCUUUCGAUUUUAAAGGCUACAGAUAACACAAUGCUAUUCUCUACCGAUAAUGAAGUCUAUUGAUCUUAUUAUUCACCGAACAUUAAGUCCAUCAAGCAUGGAUUUGGGAGAUUCAUUUUCGGAUGACAUUUUCAUAAUUUUUUGUGCGUUUUGUGUUCGAGAGGCCAUUUUCCUUGAAUUUUGAAAGCUACAGGUCACGAGUUCGGUCUGAGGCUAUUCUUCGAAGAUUAUUUAGUCCAUUAAACACUGAUUUGAGCGGAUUUCUUCCGGGUCCAUUUUUGCAGGCUACAAAGGGGUACCACCACCGAUUUUGGGCGAUAUUCCGAAAUACCAUUUUCUUUCGAUUUUGAAGCCUACAAAUCACGGAUUCAGCCCGACGCUAUUCUCUUCCGAUAAUGAACUCUAUUGAUCAUAUUCUCCACCAAAGAAUAAAUCCAUUAAGGACCAAUUUGGGUGAAUUUAUUUUCAAAAUGAAAUUUUCCCUGGAUUUUGAAGGCGACAUAUCCUGGAUUUGGCCUAAGACUAUUCUUCAAAGAUGAUUAAGUCCAUAAAGGACCGAUUUGGGCAGAUUUCUUCCGGGUACAUUUUUGGCAGACUCCAAAGGGGUACCAUCACAGAUUUUGAGCUAUUUUUCCAAAAUACUAUUUUUUUCGAUUUUGGAGGCUACAGAUCACAGAUUCAGUCCGAAUCUAUUCUCCACCGAUAAUAAAGUCUAUUGUUCUUAUUCUCACCAAUGAUUAAGUCCAUUAGGCAUAGAAUUAGGCAAAUUUAUUUCGGGAUGAAAUUUUCGUAAUUCUUUGAGUGAUUUUUUUUUCAAAAGGCCAUUUUCCAAGGAUUUUGAAGGCUACAGAUCAUGGAUUCUGCCGGAAGCUAUUCUUCAACGACGAGUAAGUCCAUUAAGCAAGGAUUUAAGCGGAUUUCUUCCCAGUCCAUUUUUGGCAGAUCCCAAAGGAGUACCAUCACAGAUUUCAUGCGAUUUUUUCUAAAUGCUAUUUUCUUUCGAUUUUGGAGGCUAUAGAUCAUAGAUUCAGCCUGAGGCCAUUCUCUACCGAUAAUGAAGUCUAUUGAUCCUAUUUUCCACCAAUGAUCAAGACCAUUAGGCAUAGAAUUGGGCCAAUUUAUUUUGAGAUGGUAUUUUAGUAAUUCUUUGGGAGAUUUUUUUCGAAAGACCAUUUUCCAUGGAUUUUGAAGGCUACAGGCUGAAUCCGUGAUGGUAGCCCUUUGGAAUCUGCCAAAAAUUGACCCGGAAUAAAUCCGCCCAAAUCGGUGCUUAGUGGACUUAAAUCUGUGAUGGUACCUAUUCUCCACGGAUGAUAAGUCCAUUAAGCACUGAUUUGGGCCAAUUUAUUUUCAUAUGGCAUUUUCGUAAUUUUUUGGGCGACGAAAGGCCAAUUUCUUUGGAAAUUGAAGGCUACAGAUCACGGAUUCGGCCUGAGGCUAUUCUUCAACGAUGAUUAAGUCCAUUAAGCACCGAUUUUGGCGAAUUUAUUCGGGGUCAAUUUUUGGCAGAUUCCAAAGGGGUACCAUCAUAGAUUUCGGGCGAUUUUUCUGAAAUGCCAUUAUUCCCGAUUCUGGAGGCUGCAGAUCAUGGAAAUAGGACGAGGCUAUUCUCCACCGAUAAUAAAGUCUAUUGAUCCUAUUCUCAAUGGAUGAUAAGUCCAUUAAGCACCAAUUUGGGUGGAAUUAUUCCGGGUCAAUUUUUGGUAGAUUCCAAAGGGGUACCAUCACAGAUUUCGGGCGAUUUUUCCGAAUGUCGUUUUCUUUCGAUUCUGGAGGCUGCAGAUCACGAAAUCGGGUCGAGGCUAUUCUCCACCGAUAAUGAAGUCUAUUGAUUCUAUUCUCCACAGAUGAUAAGUCCAUUAAGCACCGAUUUGGGCCAAUUUAUUUUUAGAUGACAUUUUUGUAAUUUUUUGGCGACGAAACGCCAUUUUCUUUGGUUUUUGAAGGCUACAGAUCACGGAUUCAGCAUGAGGCUAUUCUUCAACUACGAUUAAGUCCAUUAAGCAGCGAUUUGGGCAGAUUUAUUCCGGGUCAAUUUUUGGCAGAUUCCAAAGGGGUACCAUCACAGAUUUCAGGUGAUUUUUCCGAAAUGGCAUUUUCUUUCAAUUCUGGAAGUUGAAAAUUACGGAAUCAGGCCGGGGCUAUUCUCCACCAAUAAUGAAGUCUAUUGAUCUGAUUCUCCACGAAUGAUAAGUACAUUAAGCACCGAUUUGGGCCAAUUUAUUUUCAGAUGACAUUUUCGUAAUUUUUUGGGCGACAAAAGGCCAUUUUCUUUAGAUUUUGAAGGCUACAUAUCACGGAUCCGGACCGAGGCUACCCUUCAACUAUGAUAAAGUCCAUUAAGCACCGAUUUGGGCAGAUUUAUUCCGGGUCAAAUUUUGGCAGAUUCCAAAGGGGUACCAUCACAGAUUUCGGGCGAUUUUUUCGAAAUGCCUUUUGCUUUCGAUUAUGGAGGCUUCAGAUCAUUGAAUCAGACCGAGGCUAUUCUCCACCGAUAAUGAAGUCUAUUGAUCCUAUUCUCCACGAAUGAUUAGGGAUGGCAAUGGGUCGGGUUGGGUCGGGUUUGUCCAAAGUCCAAACUCAAACCCAAACUCAUGGGUUUAUCCGUGAAAAAAACCCGGGGUAAAACCCACUGGGUUUGAAAAACUCAAACCCAACCCAACCCGCUGGGUAUCCGCGGAUUCAUGGGUACCCAUGGGUUUUUGUCGUAAAAAAUUCACAAUAACAAGUUCCUAUCAAAAUUAAAGUCAAAUAUCAAUCUCUCAAUACAAAUUAUCCAUAUAUAAAACACCAUUCUAGAAAAUUCAAGCAAAUCACUAAUUAACUAUACAAUUGUUCAACACCAAUCUAGAAAACUCAAGAAAAUUGAAGCAAAUCACAAAUUAUCCAUAAAUAACGUGAUUAAUUGAAAGCAUCUUCCUUUCAAUUAAGUUUUUCACUCUCCCCUCGAUAACAUCAACUACUAGAAAGAAAAAAUUAGACAUGUCUCCACAAACAUUAAUAAGAUUAGUUGUUUAGAAUAUUAAAUUUUCCGAGAAAAUUAAUUAUGUGGGUGUGGGCGGGUACCCAUGGGUCGGGUUUACCUAAACCCAAACCCAACCCAACCCGGUGAAUAGUGAACGGGUUUAAACAAAAACCCGGCCCAAAACCCGUCAACACAGAUUUUACCCGCGUUGACCGGGUUGGGUCGCGUGGGUACCCGUGGGUUCGGGUUUUGUUGCCAUCCCUACGAAUGAUAAGUCCAUUAAGUACCGAUUUGGGCCAAUUUAUUUUCGGAUGCCAUUUUUGUAAUUUUUUGGGCGACGAAACGCCAUUUUCUUUGAUUUUGAAGGCUACAGACCACGGAUUCAGCCUGAGGCUACCCUUCAACGAUGAUAAAGUCCAUUAAGCACCGAUUUGGGCGGAAUUAUUCCGGGUCAAAUUUUGGCAGAUUCCAAAGGGGUACCAUCACAGAUUUCGGGUGAUUUUUCCGAAAUGCCAUUUUCGUUCAAUUCUGGCAGUUGCAAAUCACGGAGUUAGGCCGAGGCUAUUCUCCACCGAUAAUGAAGUCUAUUGAUCCUAUUUUCCACGAAUGAUAAGUCCAUUAAGCACCGAUUUGGGCCAAUUUAUUUUCAUAUGGCAUUUUCGUAAUUAUUUGGGUGACGAAAGGCCAAUUUCUUUGGAUUUUGAAGGCUACAAAUCACGAAUUGGGCCUGAGGCUAUUCUUCAACAAUGAUUAAGUCCAUUAAGCACCGAAUUGUGCGAAUUUAUUUCGGGUAAAUUUUUGGAAGAUUCCAAAGGGGUACCAUCACAGAUUUCGGGCGAAUUUUCCGAAAUGCCAUUUUCUUUCGAUUAUGGAGGCUUCUGAUCAUUGAAUCUGGCAGAGGCUAUUCUCCACCGAUAAUGAAGUCUAUUGUUCCUAUUCUCCACGGAUGCUAAGUCUACUAAGCACCGAUUUGGGCCAAUUUAUUUUCGGAUGCAUUUUUGUAAUUUUUUAGGCGACGAAACGACGUAUUCUUUGGAUUUUGAAGGCUACAGAUCACGGAUUCGGUCUGAGGCUAUUCUUCAACGAUGAUUAAGUUCAUUAAGCACCGAUUUGGGCGGAUUUAUUCUGAGUCAAUUUUUGGUAGAUUCCAAAGGGGUACCAUCACAGAUUUCGGGCGAUUUUUCCAAAAUGUUGUUUUCUUUCGAUUCUGGAGGCUGCAGAUCACGAAAUCAAGUUGAGGCUAUUCUCCACCGAUAUUGAAUUCUAUUGAUCCUAUUUUCCACGGAUGAUAAGUCCAUUAAGCACCGAUUUGGGCCAAUUUUAUUUUCGGAUGGCAUCUUUGUAAUUUUUUGGGCGACGAAACGCUAUUUUCUUUGGAUUUUGAAGGCUACAAAUCACGGAUUCGGCUUGAGGCUAUUCUUCAACGAUGAUUAAGUCCAUUAAGCACCGAUUUGGGCGGAUUUAUUCCGGGUCAAAUUUUGGCAGAUUCCAAAAGGUACCAUCACAGAUUUCGGGUGAAUUUUCCGAAAUGCCAUUUUCUUUCGAUUAUGGAGGCUUCAGUUCAUUGAAUCAGGCCGAGGCUAUUCUCUUCCGAUAAUGAAGUCUAUUGAUCCUAUUCUCCACGGAUGAUAAGUCUAUUAAGCACCGAUUUCGGCCAAUAUAUUUUUGGAUGACAUUUUUGUAAUUUUUUGGGCAACAAAACGCCAUUUUCUUUGGAUUUUGAAGGCUACAGAUCACGGAUUCGAUCUGAGGCUAUUCUUCAACGAUGAUUAAGUUCUUUAAGCACCGAUUUUGGGCGGAAUUAUUCCGGGUCAAAUUUUGGCAGAUUCCAAAGGGAACCAUCACAGAUAUCGGGCGAUUUUUCCGAAAUGCCCUUUUCUUUCAAUUCUGGAGGUUGCAAAUCACGGAAUUAGUCCGAGGCUAUUCUCCAGCGAUAAUGAGUCUAUUGAUCCUAUUCUCCAUGAAUGAUAAGUCCAUUAAGCACCGAUUUCGGCCAAUUUAUUUUCAUAUGGCAUUUUUGUAAUUUUUAGGGCGACGAAAGGCCAAUUUCUUUGCAUUUUGAAGGAUACAAAUCACGAAUUCGGCCUGAGGCUAUUCUUAAACUAUAAUUAAGUCCAUUAAGCACCGAUUUGUGCGAAUUUAUUAAGGUUCAAUUUUUGACAGAUUCCUAAGGGGUAAGUACCAUCACAGAUUUGUGGCGAAUUUUCCGAAAUGCCAUUUUCUUUCGAUUAUGGAGGCUUCAGAUCAUUGAAUCAGGCCGAGGCUAUUCUCCACCGAUAAUGAAGUCUAUUGAUCCUA
Messenger RNA from Linum trigynum, 12773 nucleotides. NCBI's taxonomy places the organism in Eukaryota, Viridiplantae, Streptophyta, Magnoliopsida, Malpighiales, Linaceae. The record is from the annotation of a GenBank genome assembly.